AUGUUCAGGUUCCUGUUGUUGACAAGCCUCGCCGCCAUGGCGUUGGCGGAGAUGAGGCCUGAGCCCAGGUACAUUGAGGACAUGAGUGAGAGGGUAGUGGGAGGAGAGGAUGCCCAGCCCAACUCUUGGCCUUGGCAGAUUUCUCUUCAAUACCGGUCUGGCUCGAGUUACUUCCACACGUGUGGAGGCACCCUGAUCGCUCCUGGAUGGGUCAUGACUGCCGCCCACUGUGUCGACAGGCCCAGCACUUACCGUGUGGUCAUCGGAGAGCACGACCUCAAGAAGGACAGCGGGAAAGAGCAGAUUAAGUCCGUGAGCAAGAUCCACAUCCACCCCAACUGGAACCCUUCCAGCGUCGCCCAAGGGUGGGACAUCGCCCUGCUACGCCUCUCUUCUGACGCCACCCUGAACAGUGAUGUCAAGCUGGGACUGCUGCCCCCUUCAGGCCAGAUCCUGCCCCACAACAACGUGUGCUAUGUCACUGGCUGGGGACGCACCUACACCGGGGGCCCCCUCCCUAACAUCCUGCAGCAGGCUGUGCUCCCCCUGGUGGGCCACAAGGAGUGCACUGCGUCCGACUGGUGGGGCAGCACUGUGAAGGACUCCAUGGUCUGUGGAGGAGGUGGAGACAAGGCCGGAUGCAAUGGUGACUCUGGCGGCCCCCUGAACUGUCUGGUCAAUGGCAGAUACCAGGUCACAGGAAUCGCCAGCUUCGUGUCUGGUUACGGAUGUAACUACCCCAAGAAACCCACCGUCUUCACCCGCGUCUCCGCCUACAUCAACUGGAUGGACUCGAUCAUGAACUGA
Knipowitschia caucasica is the source of this 807-nucleotide messenger RNA. The record is from the annotation of a GenBank genome assembly. Lineage: Eukaryota; Metazoa; Chordata; Actinopteri; Gobiiformes; Gobiidae.